Rubroshorea leprosula is the source of this 2471-nucleotide messenger RNA. The record is from the annotation of a GenBank genome assembly. Lineage: Eukaryota; Viridiplantae; Streptophyta; Magnoliopsida; Malvales; Dipterocarpaceae.
CCUACUCUCUCUUUAUUCCUAGGGUUUUCAACCUUCAAUCCGUGCAUUUUCUCUCGCUUCAAGCUCUUUCAGUCUCUGUUUGUUUCCCAAGAAAACUAGACUGAGGAGCUGUGUUGUGGAUUUGGAUGGGAUUAUGAGAACCAGUAGAAUGGCAAAGAAAAGAAGCAGGGUUUUGAAUGUGGCAGAGACAAAUAGAAUUGAGGAUGAGGACACUGAGCUCGAUGAUUUGUCUCAACCAAGGCCUUAUUCAGCCAGGAAUCUUGCAACACAUGGGAAACAGAAUUCUUCGAGUAGAUUUAAGAACAAUGGGUUGAAUGCACCAGCAGACAAGAAACUGGGCAAUUCAUCUCCUUCAGGACAAAGUGGACACAAAAUUAAGUUCCGUUACUCAGCUAGUUCUAGUCCAGCUCAUUCUCCGCCAGAUGAGGUAGCAAGGCUUAAUAAUAAUCCAAUGGCUGAUGAUCAUUGUGCUAGAAGGAGUCUGGAAAUAGCGGAGAGGGAGAAGUAUACCCCUGAUGCUGUAGAAGCAGCACUGACUUUGAUGGACAUCUCUUGGGAUGUUUCACGUUGGUGCAAGAGUAACUCACAUUCUUCUGUGGGGAAUCAUGGGACGAAUAUGAUGGAUGGCAUUAAGAUAAAGAAUGGUGACCAGAAUAGUAAGAAAGAAUGCUGCAAUAGCCAUUCUACAAAGAAGGCCAGGACAUUUCAGAAGUUUUGUGAUGAAGAUUUGGGGGAGGGAGAAAUUGGUGGUAAAUUAAGUUCUCUUUCAUCAAAGGAAACAUGUCUUGUUCAAAGAAAGCAGAAGAAAAGAAAAGUAGGCAGUGAUUCUUCUCUGCCUCAAUCAGAAUACAUGAACUAUGGUGUUACUGAGGAGGAUAGAUCAUAUGAAAGAUGCGGAGAUCUUGGGACCAAAGAGCAUAAGCGUGAUAGAUUAAACCCACUAUCACCCACGGUUUGGCGAGUAGGACCUCAUCACCCUCAUGUCUAUUCUGAAGAGGUUCUUGAAGAAGAUGAAUUGCCCUUGUCCUCUCUUAUGAUUCAUCGUUUAAAGAAAGUUCAAGCUCAAUAUGGUUCUUCUAAAGGACUGACUGAUUAUUCAUCCUUUUCGGCUACAGAAGCUUUGAAUUAUACAGUUCCAGAAGCAAAGAAUAUUAAAUUUUCUUUGGUAAGUCCUACUCCUCAUACUGGGUUCUUAUUCUCUAUUAUACAUUUUCUCUCUGCCAUCCGUAUGGCAAUGGUUGCUCCAGAUGCAACAGAUGAUCCUGCAACAUUUGACAAGUGUUCUCUGAAGAGGAAUCACAAGAGUGAUAAGAGUUAUCACGGAAAGAAGAAACUUAGUAGUUCACGAGUAAAGCAAUAUAAUUUACCUUUACUUCCCAUACAAGAAAUUGUUAGUCGUGUGAGAUUGAAUCCUGGAGAUCCUUUUAUUCUUGAAACCCAGGAGCCACUUCAGGAUUUAGUAAAAGGUGCUCUAAAAAUAUUUUCUUCAACAAAAGCCCCUCAAGGUGCAAGGUCUUGGGAGCCCCUCACUGUCUAUUCCAAGUCUAAGAAAAGCUGGUCAUGGGUUGGUCCAGUGUCUUUCAGGCCAGGCAACCCUGUCAAGGAAAACCUGUCUGCUGAAGCUUGGGGUCUUCCACACAAAAUGCUUCAAAACUUGGUGGAUUCUUUUGCUGAUUGGUUGAAAAGUGCUCAAAAAACUUUUCAAAUUAUUGGAAGCCUCCCUGAGCCACCCCCAAAUUUGAAUUUUAUUACGCUUGAUGUAGGGGAAAGGUUAGGCCGUUUGAAACCUCGGAGUGCUGGCGCUACUAUCAGUCCUUGCUCUGAAGAAUUAAGGGUCUAUUUCCGCAAGGAAGAGGCUGUUAGUAUCAGUGGCAAGCCAUCAUCAAGAUGCCGAGAACAUUUCAUGCUCAAAGCCAAUAGGCCUCCUCAUAUCACUGUUCUUUCUCUUGUGAGGGAUGCAGCCGCCAGAUUGCCUGAUGGGGUGGGCACUAGAGCUGAUGUCUGUAUUCUCAUGAGAGAUUCACAGUAUAUUGUGGAAGACAUAUCUGAAGAACAACUUACCCAGGUUGUUAGCGGUGGCCUGGAUCGCUUGCACUAUGAAAGUGAUCCCUGUGUGCAGUUCGAUGGGGAGACUAGGUUCUGGGUCUAUUUGCAUGGAGAUAGAGAUGAAGACGAUUUUGACGAAGACGGUACUGUAUCUACAAUAAAGAGGCAUGGGCGGCAUUGAAAAAUCCUUCGAAGUAAUGUACAUAAUUUUCAGCUUUUUCCAUCUCAAAGUUGAUAGUCCCUUCAUAUUAAGCUUUAGUUAGUUUCAUGGAUUUGGGUCACUUGUGUUGAAAUUGGAAAUGGUAUGGUUUCCAAUUUGGAUUUAUUGUAUUUUUUUUUUUAAUUUGAAAUGGACUAAGAAUUACAUUUUUUUAAUCUUUGACUUGAUUUUGAAGGCAAUUAGAAAAUAAUAUUCUUGAGUUCUA